This is a messenger RNA of Toxorhynchites rutilus septentrionalis, 2265 nucleotides long. Its product is annotated as serine protease 7-like. The record is from RefSeq and is a predicted model, not a curated record. NCBI's taxonomy places the organism in Eukaryota, Metazoa, Arthropoda, Insecta, Diptera, Culicidae. The transcript has 6 exons. Bases 223 to 2238 code for a protein of 671 amino acids. Gene Ontology annotation, molecular function: serine-type endopeptidase activity. Gene Ontology annotation, biological process: proteolysis.
GUCAGGAACAGUGAAACACUAACACACAUUGAGUAAAAGCAUAGUUUUGGACCUAUGCUACAAGUCGUAUAACGGCAAUCACUCGAACUUCGCUCUUCUUCAUGUUUUUCAAGAUAAUAGUUACUGGUUUUGGCUCAGCCUCAUCCUCAUCAACCGAUCAUUAUCGCCAGUCUUAAUUUGGUCCUCCAGCAGAGAGCAGCUCUUAUUUGUGCGUAGUCCACAAUGAAUUCGGUGUUAUCGGUGCUCAUAAGUGUAUUAUUCCACUCUAGCGUUCAUUCAUAUUUUGCGCGAUCGUGUCGUUUGCCUGGAUUGCCUAAAGCUACGGGACGAUGUGUUCCAAUCGAACAAUGUCGGCAAAUUUCCGAUUAUUUAGUGCCACUCCAAUUUGAACCCAAUCACGGCUUUAGGCAAUAUAUUGAAGAGCGCGUUUGUGAUCGACGACCAGACGGGGUAAAACACAUUGCGUCCGUUCAUGUAUGUUGUGGUGCGGAAUCCUCCGGUCAUAAACAAGCUAUGAUUCAGCGGAAAUCCCAGGCUCGGCAAAAUUGCCGCACAUUCCGACUCGGUCAAGGGUCUUGUGUACCUAUCGCAUCGUGUCCAGCGCUCUUGAACAGUAGCUUGGAUUUGCAGAAAAAUUACAAUCCUACCUUACACCUUCAGUUAACCCAGAGCUUUUGCUACCAGGAGAAGGGUACAACGUAUGUUUGUUGUGAAAAGGAAAAGCAGUUAUCGUUCAAAAUCACCAAAAAGUUAGGUUGGCAGCGUUGUCAAACUCCUUUUUUAGACGCUGGAAAAUGUGUCCCACCAAGUCGUUGUGGGCUGAUCGAGAACCGAGACAUCGUGCCGGAGGUUUUCCAAGCAUUUAUGGUGGGUUGUGAUCAGCCGAACAAUGUGCGUCAUAUGUGUUGUCCCGAAGAUGAAGUUCAGUACGAUAUUCAGUACGGCAAGCAGUGCACAACGCAAAGUGGCAAUUCCGGUUAUUGCACUGAGUCGGAUCGUUGUGACGAUUUCAAUAAAGCUGCUGAUAAACAAGCCUAUGUGAGAAAUAACUGGUGCUACACGUCUCUCGAUCAAGUGGAUUAUGUGUGUUGCGGAGCAAAAAAGAUUCUCAAAGCCCCCGAGGAAGUAUUCGACGUCAGGACCCGAGCGGGCGAAGAUGCUCCAGCGUGUACAACGCCGAAUAAUACCGCAGGUCGAUGCGUGACUCUGGACAUGUGUACACCGAUCGCAAACAUUCUCAGACGAAUAUCUGCCAGUGGAUACGCCAUUUCUCCGGAACAGGCCACAUACCUCAGGAACAGCAUUUGUACGCUUGAGUCAACGACGAGCACAUCAUACCACAUUUGUUGCGACGAACGCGCUUUGCAAACGGCUAGUGCGUCACCCACCACUUCCACAACGACUACAACAGCAGCAACACCAGCUGAGCCCGGUAUUGCCAACGAUAUCGCUAAUCAUCCAAAUUUCCGAUUAUUGGAUAGUGCAGGCUGUGGAAGAUCGAAUUUGGAUGACAAAAUCGCAUUUGGGGAGCGAGCCGCGAUGUAUCAAUAUACUUGGAUGGCAAUGCUUAUCUAUCGUUCUGCGAGUGGCCAGGAUGGUCCUGAGUGCGGUGGAACCGUUAUUAAUAGUCGCUAUGUUAUGACUGCAGCCCAUUGCAUUGAUGGACAAAUUGAACGAUUGCAAUACGUACGAUUGGGAGAAUAUGACACUCGUACCGAUCCUGACUGCGAUGAGUACAUGGAUUGUGCUCCGCCGUUUCAACGUUAUAAUGUGGAAGAGUAUAAAGUUCAUCCAAAUUUUACGCGAGUUGUUCGUUCUGGCAACGACAUCGGUCUACUUCGGAUGAACCGUAACAUUGUAUUCGAUAGCGACGUAACACCAAUUUGUCUGCCAUACACCGCGGCCCUGAUCAGAUUUGAUCCAACACUUUACUGGAUCACAGGAUGGGGUCUAACCGAACGCUUGGAGAAUAGUCCCGUUUUGAUGCAGACCAGAAUCCCAUCCGUUGAAUGCAGCCUGAAUACCCACUCGAUUUGUGGCGGUUUUGGCAAUGGAACACUACAUUGCAGUGGAGAUUCUGGUGGGCCGAUGAAAGUACAGGUUCCAGAGAUCAAUUUUCGCUAUGUUCAAUAUGGUAUUAUCUCCGCUGGGCCAGGAUGUGGACUUACAGGAGCGCCUGGUGUGAGUACGAGAGUGUCAUACUUUAUGCUGUGGGUUUUGGAUAAUCUCCGUGCAUAAAUAAAACAAAAUCAAUAAAAUCAAAAA